AUGGCAUCGACUCCAUCGAGUUCCACUCCACAAAGGUCACGACCGGCAACUGACAGUAGUGCAACAACUACAGCUACUGUUAAUGAAGAAGAUAUAGAAGCAACUGAUGUUAACCCUUUUGUAAGGAAAAAGAGAGCUAAGACAUCUGUAGUGUGGAAGGAUUUUACAGAAAUUAAUGUUUCUAGUGGACCGAAGGCUGAAUGCAUUCAUUGCAAAAAGAGGCUUGCCAUGACGAGCACCAGGAGCACUACUCACCUUUCAAGGAACUUGAAGACUUGUGUACGGCGAAAGCUCUUUGAGAAGCAACAACAAAGGUUUUUCGAAGCAACAAAUCCAUCUGAUGCAGGUAAUGUUAUCCUGUUCUUACCGGAGAGGUAUGCGAUCCCAGAGUGGGAAAAGAUUUGUCGUAGGAUGUGUAAAAAUGAUGUUGUUACUUUGUUUGAAAGGGAGAAGAUAAAGCUGAAGAAUUUGUUGAAGGAUGUUGACAGAAUAAGCUUAACGACCGAUUUAUGGAAGUCAAGUAAUCAAAGGAUUGAGUAUAUGGUAUUGACGGGGCAUUUCGUAGAUGGUAAUUGGAGGUUACAGAAAUGGAUUCUAAACUUCUUACACAUAGCUCCUCCACGCACUAAUUCCCAAAUUGCAGAUUUAAUUUAUAAGUGUCUGAACGAAUGGGGUAUAAAGAACAAGGUGUACACGAUAUCAGUGGAUAAUGUAUCAAGUAAUGAUGCAACAAUCCAGAUUUUAAAGAGGAAUUUGGCAAUUGACAAUAGGUUGCUUUGUAGAGAGAGAUUAUUCCAUGUUAGGUGUUGCGCACACAUCUUGAACCUUAUUGUUCAAGAUGGGCUGUCCAAAAUAAGGUCCAUUAUUGAUGAUCUUCGUGAUAGUGUGGCCUAUGUGAAACAUAUAGAGAGCAGGCUUAUUGUUUUUUCAGAAAUAGUGCAAAUUUUGCGUUUGCCCAAUCAGAAGUUGAUCCUAGACUGCAAGACAAGGUGGAAUUUCACUUUUGAGAUGUUGUCAAUUGCAGUGACGUUUAAAAAUAUCUUUCAAAGGUAUAAAGAGAAAGACCCACAUUAUAAUUGUUGUCCUAGUGUAGAGGAAUGGGUAAAGGUGGAGCAAGUUUGUGAAGUGUUGGGUGUGUUUAGUACCAUUACUAAUGUAAUUUCUAGGAGUGAAUACCCGACUGCAAAUAUGUAUCUCAGUGAGAUUUUUCGAGUUAAGGUUAUGCUAGAUUAA
Molecule: messenger RNA, 1233 nt
Organism: Pistacia vera
Lineage: Eukaryota; Viridiplantae; Streptophyta; Magnoliopsida; Sapindales; Anacardiaceae
Product: zinc finger BED domain-containing protein RICESLEEPER 2-like
Exons: 2
Coding region: 1-1233 (410 amino acids)
Source: RefSeq, a predicted model, not a curated record